Encephalitozoon romaleae SJ-2008 is the source of this 1026-nucleotide messenger RNA. RefSeq names its product RNA 3'terminal phosphate cyclase. Gene Ontology annotation, molecular function: RNA endonuclease activity. The transcript has a single exon. NCBI's taxonomy places the organism in Eukaryota, Fungi, Microsporidia, Unikaryonidae. Gene Ontology annotation, biological process: endonucleolytic cleavage of tricistronic rRNA transcript (SSU-rRNA, 5.8S rRNA, LSU-rRNA). The record is from RefSeq and is a predicted model, not a curated record. Gene Ontology annotation, cellular component: nucleolus. Bases 1 to 1026 code for a protein of 341 amino acids.
AUGAACUGUGUGAAUGAGAUGAUUUUUGAUUGCGAGAAGAGUCUAGAGCUUAUUCUUGUAUAUAGCCUACUGUCUAAGAGCAAGGUUAAGGUGUUGGUGAAGAGAAGGCAGAAGAUGGCGAAGUCCUUUGCUAAGCUAUUGCAGAAGAUAUCUCAUGGAACAGCUUAUUCUCUGUCUGAAGGAUAUAUGGCCUUCACACCUGGAUCAUUGAAAGGAGGAGAAGUUGCUAUCCAAUGUGAGGAGGAGAUUUCUCUGUACAUAGAGCCGAUUCUUGUUCUAUGUCCUUUUGUAAUCGAGCCCUUGAAGAUAAAGUUCAAGGGGAUAACAAACGGAAAGCUCUGUACCGAUUUGAUUAGAAUUGCUCACUUUGAUGUGUUGAAGAGAUUUGGAGUCAAGGAAUGUGAGGUUGUCGUUAAGAAGCGAGGCUUUGGGCCUGUGGGAAAGGGAGAGGUUGUGUUUACUGUAGAUAGCCCUGGGAAGAUUUCGACCGUUAGAUUGGAGAGGUUAGAGAAGAUUGUCAAGAUCCGAGGAUUGGUAUUGAGUAGUCGAGUGAGCUCUAUUCCCACCAAGGAGAUGACGGAAAGGAUCAAGGAGCUUAUGGGGGAUGUCUCGAACACAAAGGUUUUUUCGAACAUGUCGAACAGAUUAGACUCGGGGCCCUCUCCUGGGUUCCAAUGUGCUGUUUUCGCGGAAUCGAAGAACGGAAUUUACUAUUCAGUCAUGAGUGGGGAAGGACUGACACCAAAAGAAACGGCGACGAUUGCUUGCAAAGAUCUUCUUCGAAGCAUUAGACAUGGGGGAGUGUUUGAUAAGAAGCUUCUUUACCUUGCUCUCUCCUUGAUGUCUUUGUCAUCCCCAAGUAUAGGAAGUCUAUGGGUUGGAAAGGUUGAUUCGGAUGUAAAGAUUAUUUUAGAUUUGCUGAGGCAAUUCUUUGGGUUUGAAUAUGAGAUUAGGAAGAGUGGUGAAGGGGACGUUGUAUACGGAGCUGGAUGUGGGCUUAGCAGGAUUCCUAGGCAGUUGAAGUGA